AUGAGUCGUCAGCUUUUUUGUGCUUUGCUAAUGGUGGCGUGUUUCGGAUUGUCAUUUGCUGGAUUUUUAGACUGGUUCCGGGAGCCCGAACACGAUGGCCAUAAGGUGGGACGCAUUCACGUCGAAGUACUUGCGCCAAAGGGCAUCCGCCUGUGGACGGCGUACAACCCCGAAACGGAUCUGUUCGGGGUGGAGCUGUACGUGAAGUACUACGGUGGCCAGACGGAAGCCCUCGAGUGUGCCCUUUGCCGCAAUGUCACCCUACCCGUGGAUGGGAAAUUUAUGAUCGAGGACCAAGACCUGGUGGCCCGAUUCGGGGACGUUCUGCAGUACUCCGUCAUAACCUCGAAUGGAACCACCACGGAACGUCACGCUGUGAGGCGCAUGUUUGUCAGAGAGGAGCUUAUCAAACCGAACGACCGGUGUGUCUGUCAGGCUGGAGAACCUGCAGCAUCGCUGCAGGAUACGCCGCUGUCCGAGGUGGAACUACUCGAGCACAUGAUCCUGCGAGCUUUGAGCAAUCGGAGCCGAGAUUGCGAAUCAAUCUCGAACUGGCUCGUCCUGCGAGCGGAACCACGCCAUGAGCAGGCCGAUUUGCAGGAGUACGUGCGAAGCUACCUUGAUUUGCUGUUACUGAGGGCGAAAAGCCGCACUCGAGCAGUGGCCAGAUGGUCACGCUGGCGUCCUUCCGAACAGGUACUGCUGGUGGAGGACCAUUCGGAUGGUAUCGCGUUUCAGGUGAGGACGACCAUUGACAAGCUUAAAAUGCUGGCGCUCAUGAGCUCGGAUGGGGUGAUGGUGGAUUAUGAUGAGAUUUUUUAA
Molecule: messenger RNA, 822 nt
Organism: Anopheles nili
Lineage: Eukaryota; Metazoa; Arthropoda; Insecta; Diptera; Culicidae
Exons: 2
Coding region: 1-822 (273 amino acids)
Molecular function (GO): carbohydrate binding
Source: RefSeq, a predicted model, not a curated record